AUGACUGAAAAUCCUUUGGUCUCGUUCGGCAAGCAAAUCAAAUUCGAGGACUCACAGGCGAUGAAAUACCAUUGGGAGUUUAAGGUCGAACCCCGCACGGUCAUGGAAUACAUCGGGCAGGUUCUGGCCUGGCUGCGACUGUGCAUGCUCGAAGAUCCGAACGACGGCUUCAACGGCACGGAGUACUACGAGGACAAAGUCCUGCUGUUCGACUCACUGUCCGAGGACUGGGGCGCGGAAGCAACUAUUGGUUUCUCGGGGCAGGACCUUUUCAACGUGCUGACGACGAGAUGCGAUGCAAUUUCAGAAUCAGAGGAUUACCAGGCGGCACAUAAAACCAUUUGGAGGCUGCUGACGCAAUCAAGUAUGCAGAAGAUUACGCAUGGGAAGAAUUUAACCAAGGGACUCGCGCUGGGCGUUCUGUGGGAUAUGGAAGAGAACCAGGGGAAGGAUGUAGCGCCCGGGACGUUUGCAGAAUUGCUCCGGUACGGUAGUGUGCAUUUUGAGCAAGAACGGGAGGAAAUUAGGUACGUCAAGGCUCAAAGGCCGGAGCAUACCAUCAAAAAGGGGCUACUAGAGCCUUAG
This is a messenger RNA of Letharia columbiana, 585 nucleotides long. RefSeq lists its product as uncharacterized. The transcript has a single exon. The coding region runs from base 1 to 585 and encodes 194 amino acids. The record is from RefSeq and is a predicted model, not a curated record. Lineage: Eukaryota; Fungi; Ascomycota; Lecanoromycetes; Lecanorales; Parmeliaceae.